AUGGCUCAAAUUAUGCAAGGCAUGCAGGGACAACAACCUCCUACUCAAGUUCCCGUUCCUCAAGCUGCAGCUGGACCAGAUUUUCGUGCCUUCUUCAGGAUGGAUCCUCCAGAGUUUGUUGGCGGACUUGAUUCUCUUUUGGCUCAUGACUGGUUAGCUGGUAUGGAAAGGGUGUUCCAAGCUAUUCAGUGUACUGAAGAAGAAAAGGUGAUCUUUGCUACUCAGAAGAUGAAGGGACCGGCUCUUAGGUGGUGGAACACUGCAUCUACCUAUUUCACCACACAAGAGAUUCCUAAGGAUUGGCAGCACUUCAAGGUGGCAUUCUUGGAGAUGUCUUUCCCUAAUAGUGUGAGGACUCAGAUGGAGCGUGAAUUCCAGAACUUCAAGCAAGGUGACAUGUCUGUUUCUGAAUAUGCAGAGAAGUUCGAAGACUUGGCUGAUUACUCCCGACAAGCUGUUUAUGCUCCAGAUGAACUAUGGAAGAUUGACCAGUUUAUGAUGGGUUUGAGGGCCGACAUUGCUCAUAGUGUUUCCCAAAGAGAGUUCACUACUUAUGCUGAAUGUCUAAGACAAUGCUAUGUUGCUGAAAACAGCUUGAAGAGGGUUCAAUAA
This is a messenger RNA of Vicia villosa (hairy vetch), 612 nucleotides long. RefSeq lists its product as uncharacterized. The coding region runs from base 1 to 612 and encodes 203 amino acids. The transcript has a single exon. Lineage: Eukaryota; Viridiplantae; Streptophyta; Magnoliopsida; Fabales; Fabaceae. The record is from RefSeq and is a predicted model, not a curated record.